Messenger RNA from Durotheca rogersii, 3664 nucleotides. RefSeq names its product fibronectin-binding protein A N-terminus-domain-containing protein. NCBI's taxonomy places the organism in Eukaryota, Fungi, Ascomycota, Sordariomycetes, Xylariales, Xylariaceae. Gene Ontology annotation, cellular component: RQC complex. Gene Ontology annotation, biological process: ribosome-associated ubiquitin-dependent protein catabolic process; rescue of stalled cytosolic ribosome. Bases 137 to 3487 code for a protein of 1116 amino acids. The transcript is spliced from 2 exons. The record is from RefSeq and is a predicted model, not a curated record. Gene Ontology annotation, molecular function: tRNA binding; ribosomal large subunit binding.
GUAAUAAUGGAGGUUGUGAGUGAACCUCAGAGCUCCAUCUGACUAUGCUUCUUUUCCCACCAACAACAAAAUGAACGAAGGCGACAAUCGUCACAGCUUGCACCAGUCAGGAAAAUAACCACAAACGCACAGGGAAAUGAAGCAGAGGUUCUCAUCGUUGGAUGUAAAAGUCAUCUCCCACGAGCUGUCCGCCAACCUCGUACCCUUGCGGGUCUCGAAUAUCUAUGACCUCUCCUCUAAGAUCCUCCUAUUUAAAUUCUCAAAGCCCGGAGUCAAGAAGCAGCUCCUUAUAGACUCUGGCUUCCGUACCCACUUGACUGAGUUUGCGCGCACCACCGCUGCUGCACCGUCCGACUUCGUCCAGAAGCUGCGCAAGGCUUUGAAAACAAGACGGGUGACCGCCGUGUCUCAGAUAGGUACAGACCGUAUUAUCGAGUUCCAGUUCAGCGAUGGCCAAUACAGACUAUACCUUGAGUUCUUUGCGAGUGGCAAUGUUAUCCUGACGAACAGCGAGCACAAAAUUCUCACCCUGUUGCGGCACGUCCCGGAAGGAGAGGGCCAGGAACCUCAGCGUCCCGGUCUGACCUACUCGUUGGAAAAUAGGCAAAACUUUAGCGGUAUCCCGGCCCUGACGAAGGAACGCUUACGAAAUGCACUCCGGGCCACCGUCGAUAAGGCCGCCGCGUCUGCCACUGCGGGCAAAAAGAUAAAAAAGAAGCCGGGCGAUGAAUUGCGCAAGGGUCUUGCUACCACCAUCACCGAGUUCCCGCCGAUCUUAGUUGACCACGCCCUGAAUGUCACUAGCUUCGAUUCUACUCUACAACCAUCUGCGGUUCUUGAGAAUGAAGGACUACUUGACGACCUAUUACGGUCUCUGGAGGAAGCCCGCAAGAUCGUUAAAGAAAUAACUAGCUCCGAUAGCUCUAAGGGGUAUAUUCUAGCCAAAACGAAGCCGGGCGUUGGGGCAGCGCUGCCAGAAACCUCAGACGGGGAAGAGAGGCAGCAGAAAGAUAACCUGCUUUAUGAAGACUUCCAUCCGUUCCUACCCCGCCAAUUUGAGCAAGACCCAGCCUACACCGUGCUUACAUUCGACAACUUCAACAAGAUGGUAGACGAGUUUUUCUCUUCUGUGGAGGGGCAGAAGCUCGAAUCGCGAUUAUCUGAGAGGGAAGCCGACGCAAAGCGAAAGCUGGAUGCCGCCAAAGCCGAUCACGCCAAGAGGAUCGAGGGUCUACAAGCAGUCCAGCAGCUGAAUAUUCGCAAAGCUAACGCUAUCGAAGCCAAUGUUGAGAGAGUUCAGGAAGCUAUUGAUGCAGUGAAUGGGUUAAUACAACAGGGGAUGGACUGGGAGGAUAUUGGCAAGCUUGUAGAACGGGAGCGCCAACGGAACAACCCCGUAGCCCUGGUUAUCCAGCUUCCUCUCAAGCUCCACAACAACACCAUCACGGUAUUACUCGGCGAGGCUGAGGAGGACGAGGAGGAAGACGAAGGCGUUGAUGCCUCUGACACCGACUCUUCAGUCUCGGACAGCGGCUUUUACUCCAAUACCGACGCUUCUUCGUCGAGGGGUCGCGGUCGCCGACUAGCGAUUGAUGUCGAUCUUGGACUCUCCCCUUACGGCAAUGCGCGCGAGUACUAUGGCGAGAGAAAAGUGGCCGCCGUGAAAGAACAGAAGACAGUGCAACAAUCGGAGACCGCCUUGAAGAACGCAGAGCAGAAAAUUGCCGCAGAACUGAAAAAAGGCUUGAAGCAAGAGAAACCGGUCCUACAGCCGAUCCGAAAACAACUAUGGUUCGAGAAGUUUACCUGGUUCAUCUCGUCUGACGGCUAUCUUGUUCUCGGUGGCAAGGAUGCCCAGCAGAACGAGAUGCUCUAUAGACGAUACCUGAAAAAAGGCGACGUUUACGUGCAUGCAGACUUUCACGGCGCGCCGUCUGUGAUAAUCAAGAAUAGUCCAAACACACCCGACGCACCUAUACCCCCAUCAACCUUGUCGCAAGCCGGAUCUUUAGCUAUUUGCGCCUCGUCAGCUUGGGACUCGAAGGCCGUUACAAGCGCUUGGUGGGUGAACGCAGACCAGGUUUCGAAGUUAGCACCUACUGGGGAAUUCCUAGGUAUCGGCAGCUUUAUAGUGCAAGGGAAGAAGAAUUUCUUGCCCCCUACACAAUUAUUGCUGGGGUUUGCCCUGAUGUUCAAGAUAAGCGAAGAAAGCGCGGCCAAGCAUGUUAGGCAUCGUCUCUACGAUCGUCCGGAAAACAUAACUGCUAAGAAAAGCUCGGCGGGUACUACGGGUAACACCGAGGGCGACACCACACAGGAAGCCGCUGCAGGGGAUGACGAAAGCGAUUCGGGUGAUAGCGCUGCAGAUCAAGGAGAUUCGAGGCCGAAAGAUAACCCACUUCAACCCACGGCUCGUCAGGGCCAGGAGCCCGAAGGCGUGGUGCCGACGGUGGAAGAAGACAUUCCUAUCCAAGAGGUUAGCGACUUGAUAAUAGCCGAGGAGGCUCCCACAGCAGGCGGAGCCGAAUCUGAGGCUGAGGCUGAGGCUGAGGCUGAGGCUGAGCCAGAGCUAGAGCUAGAGUCAGCGCCAGCUAGCGAGGCUGGUAAUGAACAAGCGGGCUCGGAAGCGACAGCGGAGGCCGAACCCAACCCGGCACCGGCUGCUACAACGAACAGCCCAGGGUCGGAAGCGCCGUCGAGGAAGUCGACCCCUCAACCACAGGCGUCCAAUAAAGGCCAGCAACCGCCGAAGCGGGGCCGGCACAGCAAGGCUAAGAAGAUCGCCGCGAAGUACAAGGACCAGGACGACGAGGACCGCGCGGCGAUCGAGGAGCUGACGGGCGCCGCGGCCGGGAGGCGGAAGGCAGAGGCAGAGGCGCGGGCCCGGGCAGAGCGCGAGGCCCAGCGGGAGGCGGCGGCGGAGCGGCGGCGGGCGCAACAGGAGCGACAGCGGCGGGAGGUGGCGAAGCACGAGGAGGCGCGGCGGCGGGCGAUGAUGCCGGAGGUGGGAGGCGCAGAGACGGAGGCGGAGACGGCGGGGGCGGAGGCGGAGGAGGAGACGGCGGCGGAGCUGGCGCUGCUCGACGGGCUGGUGGGGUCGGCGCUGCCCGGGGACGAGAUCCUCGAGGCAGUGGCGGUGUGCGGGCCGUACGCGGCGCUGGGGCGGUGCAAGUACAAGGUGAAGCUGCAGCCGGGGACGCAGAAGAAGGGCAAGGCGGUGCGGGAGGUGGUGGAGGCGUGGAAGGCGGCGGCGGCGCGGCGCGGCGCGGUGGACGAGGCGGCGCGCGACCGCGACCGCAUGUGGCCCCGCGAGGUCCAGCUCCUCGGCGCCCUGAAGCCCGAGGAGCUCGUCAACGUCGUGCCCGUCGGCAAGCUCAGGGUCAUGCUGAGCAGCGCGGGCGGCGGCCCCGGCGGGAGUAAAGCCGGAGGAGGCGGAGGCGCAAGCGCAGAUGCGGAGGGGAAGGGGAAGAGCGGGAAGAAGAGGUAAGGCUGGGGCUUGGGUACAUACCUAUAGGUGUAGCCCUUGUCUAUUCCGAACAUCGUAUAUCACGAGAAAGCCUUGUGUCGUAAGCGAGACUUUUUAAAAUACAACAUUGGCCCCUCUUAGCGGACAAUUAGGUGAAUUAGGGAAGUGUUCAAGACGGAUUUGGUGGAUUAAAUUUCU